Oncorhynchus kisutch (coho salmon) is the source of this 3175-nucleotide messenger RNA. Its product is annotated as transforming growth factor beta-3 proprotein. Gene Ontology annotation, biological process: regulation of cell population proliferation; transforming growth factor beta receptor signaling pathway. Gene Ontology annotation, molecular function: cytokine activity; transforming growth factor beta receptor binding; growth factor activity. Bases 556 to 1803 code for a protein of 415 amino acids. Gene Ontology annotation, cellular component: extracellular region. NCBI's taxonomy places the organism in Eukaryota, Metazoa, Chordata, Actinopteri, Salmoniformes, Salmonidae. The transcript is spliced from 7 exons. The record is from RefSeq and is a predicted model, not a curated record.
ACAGCUCUGCAACGUGACGUUAGCCCGGCCACUGUUCGGAGAAGGCGCGUGCGGGUCAGUGGCACGAAGUUGUUCAUGACAAAUACAAAAUAGAAAAAGGAAGGAUGCGCAGUUGUGGGGCGAGUCGGACGACCUAAGUGAACGAAAAGGGUUACAUAGAAGAAUGAGAAAGAAAAGUCAAUAGGCGGUAUGCGUUCAGUUACUAGAAUGAUGAUUGAGACCGUUAGCUUUUAGUUUGGCCCGCGCUGGGGAUUUUAUUCAUUUGGAACGGCUGGGCGAUAGAUGUCUGAUGGCUGAAUACACACCUGGAUUUCUAUGGAUCACAAACCAGCGAACGUGGAUUUCCCCGGGAGAGAACAUACGUGUAUGAAGAAGCCAAAUUAAAGUGCGAGAAAAUAGUUUUUGUAAACUGCUAUGAAGUUGAUUUUGAAAGUUUAAACAUACCCUUACGCUUAAGGAACCUUGGGAAAUAGUCACCGGUGUGAAUCCGUUAUUAGACUAAAUUUGUUUACCUAAGUGCUUCACGAACCAAGUGCAUCAUUGAGCAACAGAAACAUGUAUCUCGGUAAAGCUCUUCUGUUGGUCCUUCUCCUAAACUACACGACAACCAGUCUUUCUCUGUCAACCUGCGCCACGGUGGAUAUCGAUCAUGUGAAGCGGAAGAGGUUCGAGGCGAUACGGGGACAGAUACUGAGUAAGCUCCGGCUGACCAGCCCGCCACACUCCCUGGGACCCAGUCAGGUCUCCUACCAGAUCCAGUCGUUGUAUAACAGUACCCGGGAGCUGCUUGAGGAGUUGGGGAGAGACGGGCAGCAAAGUUGUGGCCAAGACAACACGGAGACCGAAUAUUAUGCCAAAGAGAUAUACAAGUUCAACAUGGUCCAGGGACCGCCAGAAAAUAAUGACCUUCCCUACUGUCCUAAAGGCAUCACCUCCAAAGUUUUCCGUUUCAAUGUGUCGGCCAUGGAGAGGAACUCCACCAACCUGUUCCGAGCUGAGUUCCGUGCUCUCAGGGUUCCAAACUCUGCUGCCAAUAGGAACGAACAGAGGGUGGAGCUCUACCAGAUCCUGAGACCAGACGAGCACAUAGCUAAGCAGCGCUACAUCGGAGCCAAGAACGUGCUGACCAAGGGAACGCCAGAAUGGGUCUCCUUCGACGUGACAGAGACGGUACGGGAGUGGUUGAUGUACAGAGCGACCAACCUGGGUCUGGAGAUCAGCGUACACUGCCCCUGCCACACCUUCAACCCCAACGGCGACAUCAUCGACAAUGUGAACGAAGUGCUGGAGGUCAAGUUCAAAGGUAUGGAAGGGGAGUAUGAGGAGCUGGGUCGUUGGGACCUGGGUCGUCUGAAGAAGAAGAAGAAGAAGAAGAAGGAGCAGAAGGAGCCGUACCUGCCUCACCUCAUCCUCAUGAUGAUCCCUCCUCACCGCCUCGACUCACAGCCACGCAGACGCAAACGGGCCCUGGACACCAACUACUGCUUCUCCACUGUUGAGGAGAACUGCUGUGUCCGUCGUCUCUACAUCGACUUCCGUCGGGACCUGGACUGGAAGUGGAUCCACGAGCCUAAAGGAUACUUCGCUAACUACUGCUCUGGACCCUGCCCUUACCUGAGGAGCUCCGAUACCACGCACACACAGCUGCUGAGUCUGUAUAACACUCUGAACCCAGAGGCUUCAGCCUCUCCCUGCUGUGUUCCCCAGGACCUGGAGCCUCUUACCAUUCUCUACUACUCUGGACGCACCCCUAAAGUAGAGCAGCUGUCCAACAUGAUCGUCAAAUCCUGCAAAUGCAGCUGAAGAGGCCAGGAGUAGGCCUGAAGCCUGGGAGUAGAGUAGAGGGGAAUGGCCCACGUAGGUGAUCUGUAUUGGGACACUAGAGCCAGCCGGCCUGCCUACCUGUGGAGGACUAGACUACUACCGUCCAGGCUAUUUGUAUUAAUCAACAAACUACGUGGCCUAGCGCUUAACACCACUUGAACUGAAGGGCCCCGUCCUUGUGUAAGGAGUCUAUGCUAGACUUUGGGAUCUGAACUUCUUCAUUCUUUUGAUUUGUUCAGUUUAGAGUUAGUAGUUUCCUUUUACAGUUUACUAACUGGGUUUCCUUUCCUUUCUACAAACAAACUGGGUUUCCUUCCUUCCUUCCUACAAACAAACUGAGUUUCCUUCCUUCCUUCCUUCCUACAAACAAACUGAGUUUCCUUUCCUUCCUACAAACAAACUGAGUUUCCUUUCCUUCCUACAAACAAACUGGGUUUCCUUCCUUCCUUCCUACAAACAAACUGGGUUUCCUUCCUUCCUUCCUACAAACAAACUGAGUUUCCUUCCUUCCUUCCUACAAACAAACUGGGUUUCCUUCCCUUCCUACAAACAAACUGAGUUUCCUUUCCUUCCUACAAACAAACUGAGUUUCCUUUCCUUCCUACAAACAAACUGGUUUCCUUUCCUUCCUACAAACAAACAGAGUUUCCUUCCUUCCUUUCCUUCCUACAAACAAACUGAGUUUCCUUUCCUUCCUACAAACAAACUGGUUUCCUUCCUUCCUUCCCUUCCUACAAACAAACUGAGUUUCCUUUCCUUCCUACAAACAAACUGGUUUCCUUCCUUCCCUUCCUACAAACAAACUGAGUUUCCUUCCUUCCUUCCCUUCCUACAAACAAACUGAGUUUCCUUCCUUCCUUCCUACAAACAAACUGAGUUUCCUUUCCUUCCUACAAACAAACUGGUUUCCUUCCUUCCUUCCCUUCCUACAAACAAACUGAGUUUCCUUCCUUCCUUCCUACAAACAAACUGAGUUUCCUUUCCUUCCUACAAACAAACUGAGUUUCCUUCCUUCCUUUCCUUCCUACAAACAGAGUUUCCUUCCUUCCUUUCCUUCCUACAAACAAACUGAGUUUCCUUUCCUUCCUACAAACAAACUGAGUUUCCUUCCUUCCUUCCCUUCCUACAAACAAACUGAGUUUCCUUCCUUCCUUCCUUCCUUCCUUCCUACAAACUGGCUUCCCUUCCCUUCCUACAAACAGUGGGCAUUAUUAUCAUAACACAAAGGAGAAAGGACAGACUAGCUGCCGUAUCCAAAGACAUACACUACUGUUCAAAGGUUUGGGGUCACAUUGAAAUGUCCUUGUUUUUUAAAGAAAAACACUAUUUUUGUUCAUUUAAAAUAACAUCA